Caenorhabditis bovis is the source of this 1941-nucleotide messenger RNA. Lineage: Eukaryota; Metazoa; Nematoda; Chromadorea; Rhabditida; Rhabditidae. The record is from the annotation of a GenBank genome assembly.
AUGCGGUUCUUCUCGGCCAUUUUUGUAGUCUUUUUGAUUUUGGGAAUAUUCGAGGCCGCCCCUUCAAAAAAAUGUCCAGAAAAUGAAGAAUUCAAAGAGUGUGGAACUGCUUGCGAGGCCAACUGCUUCCAAGGAACAAUUAUGUUCUGCACACUUCAAUGCAUUGUGAAUGUAUGCCAAUGCAAGCCAGGAUUCUACAGGAACGCCGACAAAAAUAUCAAGUUUUUAUUGAGAAUGAAGGUUGCUGAUACUUCGGAAAAUGUGUUCACCAGAAGUCUCAGCAUAACCUCGCGAACAGUCACUACCAAUGCGGGAUUUGUGCGAAAUGCCUUUGCCAAAAUAAGACCCUACUUGGGUUUCUCUGCAUUUGUUCUAUUCUUAUUGAUUUAUCAUGGGUAUUUAAUCGCUGCGGGAAUUCAUAAUUAUCAAAAAGCGGCCCCCUUAAUUUACGUAACUGUUUUUCUAUGGGCCUGCUUUGCGCUGAAUUUAGUCACAAAAACACCAAUUUUCAAGCAUUACUAUUCAAUUUUGGAGCAAAUUCUGACAAACUUUGCUAAUCAGCGGAGAUUCAUACCAAUAUCAAUUCGAAUUGCGAUAAUACUUGGACUCAUUGCAUACACAAUUGUUACAUGCCGAAAUGAAUGGUCCAGAUUGAGUGGUCUUUUCGGAUAUGUCUUCUUUAUUAUAUUUAUGAUUUUGAUAUCGAAUAAUAGAACAAAAAUAAAUUUUUCAAUAGUGAGCAAUGCUUUCAUCUUCCACUAUGUUCUUGCCAUUAUCAUUUUGCAAUGGUCGACCGGUCAAUGGUUUUUCCAACAAUUAGCUCAAUUAAUCGUCGGACUACUUGAAUUUGCUCAAGUUGGAGCGAAGUUUGUAUUCGGAUUUAUUGCCGAUCCGCCAAAUAUCUGCGAUCUUCGUCCCGUCUUUAUAUUUACGUCCCUUCAAACAUUAAUCUACUUCGGAGCAAUAGUCUCUUUAUUAUUUCAUUUUGGAAUUAUCCAGUCAACCCUAUCAAAAACCCGCUGGUUUAUGAAGGUAUUAAUUGGAACGACAGCUGUCGAAUCUGUCAACGCAUGGGCAUGCACCUUUUUGGGAAUGAGCGAAGGUCCUUUGUUGAUCGCUCCAUAUGCUGAUAAGCUAACAGAUUCUGAAAUGUUCGCUGUCGUCACCAGUGGAUUCGCAUGCGUUGCUGGAACUGUUUUCGCCGCCUACAUUGCUCUCGGAGCCUGUCCAAUCUAUCUGCUUACAUCCUCAUUAUUAUCAGCGCCAUGUUCUCUUGGUUGUUCGAAACUCAUGUACCCGGAAACCGAAGAGACCAAGAUUAACGACGACGGGUUUGAAUUGAAACAUGAAAAUGACAAUAAAUCGGUAAUCGAUUGUAUCUGCUCGGGAGGAGUUUCACUUAUUCCGGUCGUGUCGACGAUUGGAGCAUGCUUGGUCGUCAUCAUGUCUCUUUUGGCACUUCUCGAUAAUAUUAUGUAUUACAUCGGAGAUUUAAUUGGCUUCGAAGGAUGGAGUUUUCAGAUGUUAUUCGGGUACGUAUUCUUUCCACUCGCCUUUAUGAUGGGAGUAAACUACGAUGUUCAUCAAACGCUAUUAGUUGCACAAUUAAUGGGAACAAAAACUGCUGUUAAUGAAUUUGUAGCAUAUGAUACUCUUGGAAAACUACAAGCAAAUAAUGAAUUACUACCUAAAUCAGUGUUGAUAGCGACAUAUGCAAUUUGUGGAUUCGCAAAUUUCGCUUCAAUGGGAAUGCAAAUCGAAUUUCUUGGCGCAAUUGCACCAAAAAAGAAGCAGUUUAUUAGUCGAACCGUAUUUCAGUCUUUAAUUGCUGGCUCAAUUGCAACAUUUUUAAACGCAACCAUAGCUGGCAUUUUGGUUGAAAAUCCGAUCAUUUGCAAACCACCGUCAUCAAAUUCGACCUGCUUCCGAAUUCCGAGCUGA